AUGGUGCGCACAGGCGCCAUCGGCGAGUUCGCCGUCGGCAUCGCCGACUACGCGGGCGGGCCGGUUUUCGAGGCCGCCGCGGCGCGCAUCGCGCAGGCCGGCUGGCGGCUCGAGGUGCACUCGCUGACGUCGGCCGACUUUCAGACGCAGAUCGAGGGGUUCGAGGCCGUCAACGCGGCGACCGACAUCACGGCGCUGCGCUGGGUCGUCGCGCACGUGCCGCUCAUCACCGCCGAGUUCCUGGGCCGGCUGAAGAAGCUGGGCGGUGGAGUUAACCUGUCAGGCUACCAGUACCUGGCCGGCGACGGGAACGCGUCGCGGCCGGCGGGCCCGCCGUUCCGGCUGGUGGUGGAGAGCGGGAUCGCCGCGGGCAUGGGCGGCGACGGCGCCAACAUUGCGCCGCUGAAUCCGUGGAUCCAGGCGUACUAUGCCACGACGGGCCGCAAUGCGCGUGGCCAUCUCAUCAACCCCGGGCAGCAGCUAAGCCGCGCCGAGGUGCUGGCCAUGUACACGCGCGCCAACACGUGGUUUCUGGGAGGGCCGGACGAGGGCCAGCUGGGUGUCUUGGAGGUCGGCCGUCUCGGGGACGUGGCGGUGCUGAGCGAUGACUUCUUCGCCGUGCCGGACGAGCAGCUCAAGCACAUCCGCAGCGUGCUGACCGUCGUGGGCGGCGUCGUGGUGCAUGACAGCGGCGAGCUCACGACUUCGGCCCAAGGUAGAGACGUCUAGUUAGGCGUAGUUGAGACGCAUGGAAUUUUAUGAAAAUUGCAUGGUACUGCUGCU
Molecule: messenger RNA, 783 nt
Organism: Lasiosphaeria miniovina
Lineage: Eukaryota; Fungi; Ascomycota; Sordariomycetes; Sordariales; Lasiosphaeriaceae
Product: amidohydrolase family-domain-containing protein
Exons: 1
Coding region: 1-729 (242 amino acids)
Molecular function (GO): hydrolase activity, acting on carbon-nitrogen (but not peptide) bonds
Source: RefSeq, a predicted model, not a curated record